Messenger RNA from Cercocebus atys (sooty mangabey), 4013 nucleotides. RefSeq names its product uridine-cytidine kinase 1-like 1 (gene UCKL1). Lineage: Eukaryota; Metazoa; Chordata; Mammalia; Primates; Cercopithecidae. The record is from RefSeq and is a predicted model, not a curated record. The transcript has 14 exons. Bases 2173 to 3837 code for a protein of 554 amino acids. Gene Ontology annotation, cellular component: cytoplasm. Gene Ontology annotation, molecular function: kinase activity; ATP binding.
CUGGUCUUGAACUCCCUACCUCAGGUGAUCCACCCGCCUUGGCCUCCCAAAGUGCUGGGAUUCCAGGCAUGAGCCCCGCGCCUGGCCGCCUGUGCUUGUUUCUUUACGAUGACGACACUCAUGGGGCCCUUACCACUGAUGAGGCGUCUGCCUUGGUCUUUGUGAGCUGGUGCUGGGAUUCCAGGCGUGAGCCCUGCGCCCGGCUGCCUGUGCUUGUUUCUUUACGAUGACGACACUUAUCACCGAUGAGGCGUCUGCCUUGGUCUUUGUGAGCCGGCCCACCUGUAAUGCACCUGCUGUUGUCCUUGGGGAGGAAACUGAGGCAAGCCAUGGCUCCGUGGAGGGGUCUGAGCCACACUCGACUGUGCUGUGGCCCAGAGUAGGAUGGCUGAAGGUGAGGGAGGGGCAAGAGGUGCCCAGAAGUGGCUAAGGCAGCCUCCAGCACCACUGGCCUCAGCCUCACCUGCAAGGAGGAAACCUUAGGCAGAAGGUACACUGGGCAGUGCUUACCCCAACUCAGUGUCAGCACCUGUGGGUGGCGUGGGAAUGGGAGUUCUCCGGACCGGCCCAGCUCAGCAAGUCAGAACCUGGGAGGAACACCAGUGAAUGGGACCAGGGCAGGCCACCCCUCCCUGCUGGGAGCGGCUCCUUCCUGCCGUGAGCUGCUGUGGCCGAGAGCAGCCUCCUGGAGGGGCAUGUUGGGGACCACGUGGUCUGCAGCGAGGCAGCGUGAUUCCAGGGUGGGGCCUGGUGGUUCCAUUCACAGCUGCGUACCUGGGCUCGUGCGUCCCUGGCCUGGCCAGCAUAGUGUUGGCUUCCACGGGUCUCUUGGCCAGCUGGGGCAACCAGAGCAUGCCCAUGCCAGGUAGAUCAGCCUGAGUCCACUCUGCUGUUCAGACAGCCCAGCCAGUGACACGGCUCCCAGGAGCCCAGGCUCCGUGCCCCCGCUCAGGACAGCCUCUGCCUCCCCGACCCUGGGCUGUCUCCUGCCCACUUCCCAGAUGAGGGGUGUAGCCGCCUCCGGGGAGCAGAAUGAGGAGAGGAAGCACCUGUGGACACAGACAGAUGGGCCAGUCCUGCCUCUGAGGCAGCUCCCAGGAGUGGCCUACUUUUCAGGAGUAUGACCUCCAUGUGGAGUCUUCCCUUUUCCCUGAGCUCCUGGCAGCCCCUGCCUCAGUACUAGAAGCUCCAAGAGAAACCCGUGGUAGGAGGAAGCUGACUCUCAUGGUGACCUGUCCGCCCCGGGAGAGCUUAGGGCUGCCAGGACCUCUCUGUGCACAUCCUUGACAAACUGCUGAGGGUGGGGCGGAACCCCGGUUUCUGUGGGCUCUCGGAGAGGUGACUGUGUCCGCUGUGCUCUGCUGAGCCCUGGGUGGUUGCAGGUCCCUGCAGGAUCCCCCGUGAGUGGGGGCAGGGCAGGGCAGUUAUUUUCAGAUGGUGCCAGGGGGUGGAGUUUCAGAUUUGUUUAUGCCUGUCGGAAGCACUUUGGGGCUAGGAAUGGGGUGCCCAGCUCAGCACUGACGUUCGGGACAUCUGGCCAAGAGGCGCCUCAGAUUUCCCUGUCCUGCUGUGGGGGGUUCACUCUGUAGCCCCAGGCAGGCCAGGGGACUGUAGCUUUUUCCAGGGGAUCCAGGAGGGGUGCAGGCACAUGGCGCAGGGUGGUCCUCCGCAAGCCUGCGGCCCUAGGCUGGCCGAAUGUGCCAGCGCACACACAGGAGGGGGCAGUUCACACCAAGGGCUGGCUCGAGGAUUGUCAGGGCCACACCAGGCAAAGCCAGCGCUAUUAAUAUCAGGCACACACAAGCCCCCAGCUGGGUGAUCCUCUUAUGCCUGUGGCCUUGGCCUCUGAGGACGGCAGUGAGUGCUGUGCCCUCAGUACGGUAGGGGCUCCAAGGGCCUCCUAGCUGCUGAGUCUCUGCUGACACUUGGCAGGCAGCUUCUACCAGCCGAGGGUCUCACCCCCAGCCCCCGGCUCUGCACCCACUGUGCUGCCCAUAGGAGUAGUCCUGCCCAUGGACGGGCAGUUCAGGUGGCCGGAGCUCCUGAGCUGCCUUAGGGGACUACUGUGGGUCUGAGGUGGUGAUGCCCCCGACGGCUGCCUGCGCCUGAGCCCCCACGCAUCCACCCCUGGGGCCACUCGCUGUUCAGGAGCACCCACCCGUGUCCUCGACCAUGAGCAGCCCCCCAUCUUACCCUGGCAUCAGGAUCUCAGGGUGCCGGGCCCUUGGAGCAGAAGGCGGCAAUGCAGAGUCCCUGGACAGGCUCCUGCCACCCGUGGGCACCGGGCACUCUCCCCGGAAGCGGACCACCAGCCAGUGCAAGUCAGAGCCUCCCCUGCUGCGCACCAGCAAGCGCACCAUCUACACCGCAGGGCGGCCGCCCUGGUACAACGAGCACGGCACGCAGUCCAAGGAGGCCUUCGCCAUCGGCCUGGGAGGUGGCAGUGCCUCUGGGAAGACCACUGUUGCCAGAAUGAUCAUUGAAGCCCUGGACGUGCCCUGGGUGGUCUUGCUGUCCAUGGACUCCUUCUACAAGGUGCUGACCGAGCAGCAGCAGGAACAGGCCGCACACAACAACUUCAACUUCGACCACCCGGACGCCUUUGACUUCGACCUCAUCAUUUCCACCCUCAAGAAACUGAAGCAGGGGAAGAGUGUCAAGGUGCCCGUCUAUGACUUCACCACGCACAGCCGGAAGAGGGACUGGAAAACACUGUAUGGUGCAAACGUCAUCAUCUUUGAGGGCAUCAUGGCCUUUGCUGACAAGACACUGCUGGAGCUCCUGGACAUGAAGAUCUUUGUGGACACAGACUCUGACAUCCGCCUGGUACGGCGGCUGCGCCGGGACAUCAGUGAGCGCGGCCGGGACAUCGAGGGUGUCAUCAAGCAGUACAACAAGUUUGUCAAGCCCUCCUUCGACCAGUACAUCCAGCCCACCAUGCGCCUGGCAGACAUCGUGGUGCCCAGAGGGAGCGGCAACACGGUGGCCAUCGACCUGAUCGUGCAGCACGUGCACAGCCAGCUGGAGGAGCAGAGGAAGCUACGUUGGGAUAUGGCUGCGCUGGCCUCGGCACACCAGUGCCACCCGCUGCCCCAGACGCUGAGCGUUCUGAAGAGCACGCCGCAGGUGCGAGGCAUGCACACCAUCAUCAGGGACAAGGAGACCAGUCGCGACGAGUUCAUCUUCUACUCCAAGAGACUGAUGCGGCUGCUCAUCGAGCACGCGCUCUCCUUCCUACCCUUUCAGGACUGCGUUGUGCGGACCCCGCAGGGGCAGGAUUACGCGGGCAAGUGCUAUGCGGGGAAGCAGAUCACAGGUGUGUCCAUCCUGCGUGCCGGUGAAACCAUGGAGCCCGCCCUGCGCGCUGUGUGCAAAGACGUGCGCAUCGGCACCAUCCUCAUCCAGACCAACCAGCUUACCGGGGAGCCCGAGCUGCACUACCUGAGGCUGCCCAAGGACAUCAGCGAUGACCACGUGAUCCUCAUGGACUGCACCGUGUCCACGGGCGCCGCGGCCAUGAUGGCGGUGCGCGUGCUCCUGGACCACGACGUGCCUGAGGACAAGAUCUUUCUGCUGUCACUGCUCAUGGCAGAGAUGGGCGUGCACUCAGUGGCCUAUGCGUUUCCACGAGUGAGAAUCAUCACCACGGCGGUGGACAAGCGGGUCAAUGACCUUUUCCGCAUCAUCCCAGGCAUUGGUGAGGCUGCCCAGGCCCUUCAGCCGUGCAUGAGGGCAAGGUGGGUGGCCCUGGGAGGCCCCACCACACACUGGCCCGCUUUCUCCAGGGAACUUUGGCGACCGCUACUUUGGGACAGACGCGGUCCCCGAUGGCAGUGACGAGGAGGAAGUGGCCUACACGGGUUAGCUGCCCAGUGAGCCAUCCCUGUCCCCGCCACCCUCCUUCUGCCUCCUGACCCAGGAUUGCCGAAUACAAAGAUGUUAAUUUUUACAAUGUUACCAGUAUAAUUUAUUUUAUGCAUUUUAUAAAAUAAAGAAAGCUUUAGAAAAAUGAA